AAUUUAGUAAAUCACCGAUCCCGUCUGCGACUCCCGAAGCAGCCUUCGCGGGUUUCCAUAACAGUAUUCCAAUUGUUUCAUCGAUCCCAUGCUUUGCUUCUGCCACCAAAUACGUUCCCCUCUCCUCUUACAAUUAUGUCCUCCGCCACCAGGUUUCGCCGCCUCGGCGUUGCAGCUAUUAUAACCGCCACUGCCGCCACGACUGGUGGCUUCUUAUCCCCAACAUUUGCCACCAACGACCAUGGCGUUAGGCCUGCUCUCGACCCUGUGAAACAGAAAAUUACUGAUCCGAAUGCCGUUGUUCCAUCUCGAGCGGCUCAGGAAUCGGUUUUGAUUGGUGCAACUACUGCUAAUCCCCUCGAUGUUCUUGUGAUCGGCGGUGGCGCCACUGGCACUGGAGUGGCGCUCGAUGCUGUGACCAGAGGACUUCGCGUUGGUCUGGUCGAGAGAGAUGAUUUCUCUUCUGGUACCUCUUCAAGGUCUACAAAGCUAAUUCACGGAGGAGUUCGCUACUUGGAGAAGGCAGUCUUCAAUCUUGAUUAUGGGCAACUGAGGCUGGUUUUUCAUGCACUUGAGGAACGCAAACAGGUUAUUGACAAUGCACCUCACCUGUGUCAUGCUUUGCCUUGCAUGACACCCUGUUUUGACUGGUUUGAGGUAGUAUACUAUUGGAUGGGUUUGAAAAUGUACGAUUUGGUCGCAGGACCACGCUUGUUACAUUUGUCCAGAUAUUAUUCUGCACAGGAGUCCCUUGAACUUUUCCCCACUCUUGCUAAAAAGGGUAAAGAUAAAACCUUGAAGGGCACAGUGGUGUAUUAUGAUGGGCAGAUGAAUGACUCACGGCUUAAUGUUGCUUUGGCAUGUACUGCUGCAUUAGCUGGUGCAGCAGUGGUUAACCAUGCAGAAGUGAUAUCUUUUUUAAAGGAUGAGGCAGAUGAGCGGAUAAUUGGUGCACGUAUCCGGGACAAUCUGUCAGGCAAAGAGUUUGAGACCUAUGCAAAAGUAGUUGUGAAUGCAGCUGGGCCAUUUUGUGACUCUGUAAGGAAAAUGGCUAAGAAUGAUGCACAACCUAUGAUCUGUCCAAGUAGUGGUGUACAUAUUAUUCUCCCUGAUUAUUAUUCUCCAGAAGGAAUGGGUUUGAUUGUUCCCAAAACAAAGGACGGACGUGUUGUUUUCAUGUUGCCAUGGUUGGGGAGAACAGUUGCUGGAACUACAGAUUCUAACACUAUCAUCACUCCACUCCCUGAGCCACAUGAGGAUGAGAUUCAGUUUAUACUUGAUGCUAUCUCAGAUUACCUUAGUGUUAAGGUACGCAGGAUAGAUGUUCUUUCAGCCUGGAGUGGCAUUCGCCCAUUGGCUAUAGAUCCAUCAGCAAAGAGCACAGAAAGUAUCUCCAGAGAUCAUGUUGUAUGUGAAGAUCAUCCUGGUUUGGUCACAAUCACUGGUGGAAAAUGGACCACUUACCGAAGCAUGGCAGAAGAUGCAGUUGAUGCAGCUGUAAAGUCGGGAAAGCUAAGUCCAACAAAUGAAUGCUCAACUCAAAACCUGAGGCUGAUUGGUGGUGAUGGAUGGGAGCCUUCAUCGUUCACAGUCCUUGCUCAACAAUAUGUACGUAUGAAGAGGUCAUAUGGUGGUAAAGUUGUUCCUGGAGUGAUGGACACUGCUGCUGCUAAGCACUUGUCACAUGCAUAUGGUACAAUGGCAGAACGAGUAGCUGCCAUAGCUCAGAAUGAAGGUCUAGGGAAGCGACUUGCCCAUGGGUACCCUUUUCUAGAGGCAGAGGUUGCCUACUGUGCCCGAAAUGAGUACUGUGAAACUGCAGUUGAUUUCAUUGCUAGGAGAUCACGACUUGCUUUCCUGGAUACUGAUGCGGCAGGCCGGGCAUUGCCACGCAUCAUUCAGAUACUGGCUACCGAGUGCAAUUGGGAUAAGGCAAGACAAAAGCAAGAGUUGGAAAAUGCUAAAAAAUUUUUAGAAACAUUCAAGUCUUCAAGAAAUGCUCAAUUUCACGAUGGAAAACACUAACAAUUGCAGCAAUUUUCUUGGCGUUUGCUGAUUAAAGGAGAUUUCGACUGCCUUAUUUGGCAGAUUGCUGGAACCCCUUCUUAUAGGUUUUACAUUUACAAUUCUCUGCCAAAAUAAUGUUGUUUUCCAAAAUCGAUUCAAUAAUUUCCUGCAAUUGCAGAAAUUACACUAAAUUUAUGCAUACAGUUCUUUUGAAUAGGUCAAAACAUCCUCGGUUUACCUGGCCUUUGUUCACUUCUGGUUAACUUUCAAUAUGAAGAUGCAUACGAUUCUUUGUUCUCCA
Jatropha curcas is the source of this 2308-nucleotide messenger RNA. It is a transcript of the gene SDP6, whose product is annotated as FAD-dependent oxidoreductase family protein. Gene Ontology annotation, molecular function: glycerol-3-phosphate dehydrogenase (quinone) activity. Gene Ontology annotation, biological process: glycerol-3-phosphate metabolic process. Gene Ontology annotation, cellular component: mitochondrion. The record is from RefSeq and is a predicted model, not a curated record. Lineage: Eukaryota; Viridiplantae; Streptophyta; Magnoliopsida; Malpighiales; Euphorbiaceae.